UCAAUUGUCAGUACGUGUACGGCGAUAAGCAGAUGCGGUUGUGUGUUGUCGGCCGUUAUACACAUCGAUGUAACGUCUGGCAGCGCGCUUAUCAGCCGCAGUGGAUCGCACGCGAUAACACUUUCGCGAAAAUGUAAAGGUGAGUUGAUCAUUCCGAAGCGAUAUUUAAGAGUGGCUAAAGAAAAAUAAACGGUGCUACUUUCGCAACACGACGACGCCGUGUAUCUGAUGUGUUCAUUCGUGAUUCUACGGAGAGGAAAGUGCGAGACCGUCGGGUCAAUUUUUCCAACAGGUAUCAUCCGCUCGCAUUCGUGAUCCAUCAUCGUCAUCGACUCCGAAUUUUCUCAGUCGGGAUCCGUUGAUUUUCCCGACGCGCAAGAAAAAUGUGAACUAAACGCUUCGCAACGACGAAUUCGGGAGACGCCAUCCGUUUUCAACGAGGCCACGUGGACCGCGUAGGGAGCCAGGAAAAAUAUGUGCCAGCAUGUCCGAGGACGACGCGCAGGAAGCAGCCAGAGAGGAGAUCGAGAGACAAGGGUCUCUUUACGUGUUCCCGGGUACCGGUCGCCCCAGCUGCGCGACGUCAACGUCGUCAUCGUCGACGUCGACGUCGACGGCACCUCUUCAACCACCCCCCAUUAACCUUUACGGUGGUUCAACCGCGACAAGCAACGCGGCGAUGACGACUGGCACGACGGCAAACACGGCGUUGACGACUACAUCCGCGAAGAUCAGCAACGGCGACGAAGACGAGGACGCUGUAGAAGAGGUCACCUCGCCAGCGAGGAGAAAAUCCGUACUGAGGACGCAUACCAGAUCGGCGAGCCAUGGCGGUAUCCUGGCGGAUUGUACGGCCGGGUCGCAGACCUAUGGGUCCUUCCUGGGCCCGCUGACGACGGUGGGAAGCGCGUCGGCCGCGGGUCGACCGUCAGCGCUCAAGAAGUCGGGUCACCAGAGAGCCUUCAGCCAGGGUCAAGUGGCGGACGUGACGCAAGGCCAGUCAGCCGUAACGGGACACCAUCGCGUCGGCUCCAGAACGGACUUCAUCCUGCCACCGGGCCACAGGGAAGACGGCAGCAGGCCACCGACUGCCGGCAGGAUGCCUUCCUUUCGCGGUCAUUCCCGUCAGGCGUCCAGAUCGGAGUCUAUCUAUACGAUAAGACGUAGCGUCGCGCCUCCCUGGUGGAGGAGACUAUGGGCUCACUGUUUCGGUCCGCUGCCGGAGGAGCCCCGUCUCAGGACAAUAGUGCCGAAUCAUUUGGUUCCUCCGAAAACUCCGAAGAGCCAGCAUCCCAACGGGGAUCGGGCGGACAACAGGGUACGCACAACAAAGUACACGGCGUUGACCUUCCUACCUCGCAACCUGCUCGAGCAGUUCCACCGCGUGGCCAAUUUGUAUUUCAUCUUCAUCGUGCUGCUUAAUUGGGUGCCAGCGAUAAACGCUUUCGGCAAGGAGGUUGCUAUGAUACCGGUGAUGUUCGUUCUCGGCGUCACGGCGCUUAAGGACUUCUUCGAAGAUCGCCGUCGUCUCGCCAGUGACCGGCGUGUGAACAACUCCACCUGUCGCGUCUACGUUAGCGAGGGCGACAGAUACAUGAAGGUAGCGUGGAAGGAUGUCAAGGUGGGUGAUCUGGUUCACCUCUCGAACAACGAACUGGUACCGGCUGAUCUCCUGCUUCUACGAAGCAGCGAUCCUCAGGGAUUAGCUUAUCUCGACACGUGCAACCUCGACGGUGAAUCGAAUCUGAAGCAACGCCAGGUAGUCAGGGGUUUUCUCGACCUGCAAGACACCUUUCAGCCUUCCAAGUUUCGAUCGGUGGUCGAGGUCGAUCAGCCAAGCACUAGGACGUACAGGUUCCAUGGUGCCGUGGUACAUCCGAACGGCGGUAGGGUGCCGGUGUCCACGGAGAAUCUUUUACUCAGGGAAUGCGUUCUAAAAAACACCGAUUUUGUCGAGGGUAUAGUCGUAUACGCCGGUCACGAGACCAAAGCACUGCUGAAUAACGGCGGACCGAGAUACAAGCGUUCUCUUCUGGAGAAGCAAAUGAACAGGGACGUAAAGUGGUGCGUGGUGAUACUUGUGGUAUUGUGCGUGAUCGGUGCUUUCGGUUGCCGAUUAUGGUUGUCCGCGUACAUGGGUCUGUCGUUCGUGCCAUUUCUGCCGGUGAUGCAAGAGCCGAUCUAUGAGAGCAUACUGACCUUCCUAACUUUUGUCAUAAUAUUCCAAGUGAUGAUACCGCUAAGUCUGUACGUGACGAUUGAGAUGGCUAAGGUGGGACAGGUGUACCACAUCGGCCACGACCCGGCUCUCCACGACACGGAAAGCGGCCGUAAGGCCGAGUGCCGCGCGUUGAAUAUCACCGAGGAACUAGGCCAAGUACAGUAUGUCUUUUCCGACAAGACCGGCACUCUCACAGAGAACAAAAUGCUAUUCAGAAGAUGCGCGGUGGGCGGGCAGGAUUAUUCGCAUACAGGCGACAACGAGAAUUUACAUCUGUGUUCGCGACUUAAGGAAGACCUGCUCAUAGGUACAUUCCGACAUCGCCUACAGGAGUUUCUUAUUGUCUUAGCCACGUGUAACACGGUUGUCGUAAAUUCUCAACCGCAUCACGAUAUUAUGAACUCUAGCGGUGUCAUCGAGGAGCCUCAAAAAAACGGAGCUGGUUCUGCGAGAGUAAUAGAAACGGAUGGAAAUUCAUUUCCGACCGCCAAUUCGCCACCGGUACCGAUGUCUCCGAACAACAGAGCUAUUCACACUUUAUCGCCGAUAUCACCUGUAAUUAGCACGGCCAACACGUUCGACGACGCGCCGAAAUUCCUGUUUAAAAUGUCCAGACCGAAAUUGCUGCAUGUAUCGUCGAUACCGAGCCUGAGCAUCGGACUAUUGGGACGUAAGCUUUCACCGGAUGGACAAAAGAAACGCAGUCCGGACGGAAAAAACGGCGACGAUUUGCUACAGAGUCCGGCGAUCUACGAGGCGGAAAGCCCGGACGAGCUGGCACUGGUGCACGCGGCGCGCGCUUACGACAUCAAGCUGGUGAAACGGACACCCCGUAGCGCGAUCGUGUCCUUUCCGGACAAAUCAAUGCUCGCGUUCGAGAUAUUACACGUAUUGCCGUUCGACUCGAACAGGAAGUGCAUGUCGGUGCUGCUCAGGCAUCCUCACACCGGCGAGAUAGUGUUGUACAGCAAAGGCGCCGACACGACGAUGCUGCCGGCCCUGUCGGCGAGCGACGAGAACGUCGUCGCUUCGCGCAGCAUCCAACAGUACCUGCAGUCGUACGCGCGUCAAGGAUUACGCACGCUGGUGAUGGCGAGGAGAACGCUGACGCCGCAGGAGUACGAAGCGUGGCGGCAGAAGCACGACGAGGCGGAACUGGCGACCGAGAAUCGUGAACGUCGCAUACGCGACUCGUAUGCGACAUUGGAGUCGCACUUGACGCUACUCGGGGUAACUGGCAUCGAGGAUAAACUGCAGGCCGGCGUGCCUGAAACGAUGGCCGCUCUGGUCGCCGCCGGGAUCGUCGUGUGGGUUCUGACAGGUGAUAAGCCGGAGACCGCAGUGAACGUGGCUUACUCGGCGCGGCUCUUUUCACCGGCUAUGCAGCUACUGCAGCUGCAGGCGCGAUCGAAGUCCGUCGCUGAAACGCUCAUACGCGGCUAUCUGGAAUCUGCGCGGAAGGAGAGUGUGAACGGCCAUCCGCAGUCAGGCAUGAUGGGCGUCGCGGAUCCCGCCGGCAUGUACAAUCGCGAUUACGCCGAGAGGGACGCGCACAGGAUCGGCAGUCCAUGGCCGCGACAACGCGCGCUUGUCGUGGACGGUAAAACGUUAACUGUGAUCCUGGAUCCGCGAUCAGGUUUGACGGGCCCCUUCCUCGAACUCACAAAAACAUGUUCUAGCGUCUUGGCCUGUCGCGCCACGCCGUUGCAAAAGGCAUAUAUAGUCCGCAUCGUUAAAAAGCAAUUAGGAAUGAGAACAUUAGCAAUCGGCGACGGCGCGAACGACGUCAGCAUGAUACAGACCGCCGACGUAGGCGUCGGUAUCUCGGGACAAGAAGGCACGCAAGCCGUAAUGGCGGCGGAUUUCGCGAUUUCCCGGUUUCCUAUGCUCAGCCAGCUUCUACUUCUGCACGGACACUGGUGCUACGAUCGUCUCGCCAGAAUGAUUUUGUAUUUCUUUUACAAGAACGCUACCUUUGUCUUCCUCAUAUUCUGGUUCCAACUGUACUGCGGCUUUUCCGGUACCGUAAUGAUAGAUCAAAUAUAUUUAAUGCUAUACAACUUGCUGUUCACCUCGCUGCCGCCCCUUGCUAUGGGCAUUUAUGAUCGAGUCGCCACACCUAACGUGCUACUUUCAGCGCCAGGAUUAUAUACAAGGGGACGCUUGGGACUCGUUUAUCAGUCACACUCCUUCUGGCUCACUAUCAUCGAUGCACUUUAUCAAAGUAUUAUCAUUUUCUUUAUUACCAAAGAGGUUUAUCACGAUUCGAUUAUCGACAUAUGGGAAUUCGGAACAACUAUUAUGACGGCGUGCAUUGUCGUCAUGCUGGUUCACGCUGCCAUAGAAAUUAAGUCUUGGACUAUAAUUCAUCUUGGUGCCAUCUUGGGUUCCUUGGGCAUAUUCUUCGGAUUUUGCCUAUUUUACAAUUACGUUUGCGUCAAUUGCAUGGGUCUGCCCGGAUCUUACUGGAUAAUGGAAAAGGCCAUUACUCAUCUUACGUACUGGUUAACAGUGGUACUUGUGUCUGUCCUUGCGCUAAUGCCUAGGCUUGUAUAUAAGGCGUUACGAUCCACUAUCGCACCAGAGGCUAUGCAGGUCGUCUCGAGGCAGGUUGCCGCGAAAAGCGGUAGUCCAGUACGUCGGCAACGUAUCAGUAAUCAGAGAGGCGAAGUCAAUUUUAUCGCUGGAUGGUCACGCUCUUCCCAACACGCUACCAUCAGGCCCGGCAGUUACACAAGCAAAAGCAACGCUCUCACGACUAUCGUCGCGUGAGACGCGAAAUAUAAUCAGAUAAAGUGUGCCUAUUUCACUAAUCUAGAAACCCGACCAAAAAAAAAAAAAAAAAAAUAAGAAAAAUCGCCGAAAAAAGAGAAACCGACUUUCCGCUGUGACAAUCUUCUUUGAGAAUUGGUGUUUCUUUACCGAUUCAGAAAGGAUCUUCUGAAAGUCGUUUGCACUGACAGUCUUGAUUAAUUAUUCCUGUUCUUAGGUUGCAUAGUUGUAGUUACAAUAAUGUUGACACGAAAGAAAGGAAAACUAAUCAUGACUGUGAUGCAGCUGGGCAUAAAAACUCACUAUUGAACUUUACACUAUAGAUUAUUAAGAAGCGUCGAAACUUCGUCACGUGCGAGAUAAUCGUGCGCGUCAUCGUGCGCCCAUCGCGGCGUGCUUGUUAUCAAACGCGUGAUAACGCUAACGUUUCAUUGCCAUUCUCGAGUUAUGAUUUCGGUUGAUUUAAAAUCGCGUGGCCUUAAAUCUCAGAUCGUUCGUUGCAUUUAAUGGCUGUGACUUCUAGGGACCAAGACUGUGUGUGCAUAACUUAAUCAGACAGAUCGGAUUCGAGUGCAAGUCUAUGCUGCGCUAUAUCAAAUAUUUUAUUUUUAUUUUCUUUUUUCGACAUAGAAUUUCACUCGAACGUGCAUACGUAACUUUUGAUUGGAUCGUAUGGAAGAUUAACUUCAGAGACGGACGCAUAUCGAGCGUUUUGUUUGUAUACCUUUGAAGAAUAUGUGUACAAAGUUGUGAAGAGAAUGCAAAGUAUAUAUGUGUAUAUGUAGGUGUUCCGCGAGCGCAGUUCAAUCGCUAAUAGAUUUUAUUCAAUCAGUUUAUUUUCUAAAUAAACUUUUUUAAUCAAGUUAACGUAAAAUAUUACAUAAUUCGUAAAGUAAAUAGCAGGAAGCAGGCGCGGACGUUUCAAGAAACCAUGACUGCGCCGAGAUUCACUAUUUCCGGUCGAUCUGCGAUCGAUGGAACGCCUGAUAAAUUAUAAUAUGAUGACGUUAUAUACGUGCUUUGUUAUAUUUAUUGUUGUGUUAUCAACUGUAAUAUCGGAGAAAAUAUUGUGAAAUAUAUCAAUUUAAAGCUUUUAAUUUGGAUAAUUGAUAUAAAUAUAUAUAUUGAAUGUUAUAUCGAUACCAUGUUACACGUGCUAUCUGAUAGUAUUUUGAUAAUGUGCGAAUUAUAUAUUGUGUGCGUUUACCGACGUAAGGAGAGUGUUGCGCUAUUAAAAAACAAGUCAACUGUC
This is a messenger RNA of Linepithema humile (Argentine ant), 6245 nucleotides long. NCBI's taxonomy places the organism in Eukaryota, Metazoa, Arthropoda, Insecta, Hymenoptera, Formicidae. The record is from RefSeq and is a predicted model, not a curated record.